This is a messenger RNA of Sesamum indicum (sesame), 1368 nucleotides long. RefSeq names its product F-box protein At1g61340. Lineage: Eukaryota; Viridiplantae; Streptophyta; Magnoliopsida; Lamiales; Pedaliaceae. The record is from RefSeq and is a predicted model, not a curated record. Gene Ontology annotation, molecular function: protein binding.
GAUAUUUCCACCGGAAAAUUCGAGUCUUUUCUAGCAAAAACCAAAGCUUGAUCCCUAAAACCAGAUAUUUAUCCCGGAAAGAACCACUUUUCUAGAACAAGGGCAAGGUAAAAAAACAUAGAUCUGUAUUUAUAACCCUUUUUUUUUUUUUUUUAAGAAAAAGAAGACUUUGUAUAAAGAGGGAUUCAUCACUCACAGUUAAGUGUGCGAGUGCGUGUGAAGAACAACAUAUAUAGAAGAUAGUUUGUAGACGGUUCUUGUUUCCUUCUUCAGUACAGCCGUUACACCAAUCUGCAUUUACUUUCUUCCUUCUGAUUAGACAGACCAUUACAACACACAUUCAUAUACUCCUAUUCAUACCUCAGUCUAGGAUUUGUGAGUCUCAUUGAGUUUUGGUUGGUAUCAGUAGUAUCUGGACUUCUGUCCUUCGGUUAAUUUAUCAGAUUCGGAGUGGUUAAGGUAGAUCUUGGAGUUUGAAGUUGAGAAACAUGGCGUUUGUGAACAACUGUGUUUCUAACACGAAGAGGGCAAAUGAAGAAUACGGAAUGGGGCUUGUGAGAAGUACAUCGUUUGGGAGGAAAAGGGUCGCGCUGUCCUGUGUUGGUAUGGAGUUGGGGAAUGAAGAUGAUUGUAUUGCCACCACACCUUGGAAGAGACAGUGCUUUCAAGAUACGUUUUUCUCUACAGAAAAAUCUGCACUUGAGGACUUGCCUCAGGAAAUUUUGAUUAGAAUACUCUGUGGUGUGGAGCAUGAUGAUUUGAAAAGGCUGUGUUUUGUAUCCAAAGCAAUAAGAGAAGCGACUUUGAUCGCAAAGCAAUCCCAUUUUGCUUAUAGUACCCCCAGGAAGACUGUCGGGUUCCAGAACGUGGAGUAUUUUGGCGAUUUCAACGAGGUCGAAGCUCCAAAUGCUCCGAAACAAUCGAGGGUUCCACGGUACAGAUUGAGUACGAAGAAACUUGCCGACAUCUCAGUUGCCCUGUUUGCUUCUGGAGACGAGGAUGUUUGGGAGGAGAGACUUGUACCAUGAAACGGAAACGGGGAAGUGAACAAGGUUGUGUACAGCGGCGUUGUUGUUGUAGGUUGUAAAUGAAUUGGUUGUCUGGAUGAUCUGAUAAUGCUUAUCAGAUUGUGUGUACAUGUUAGAAACAAAUAUUUUCAGGCCAGUUUUUCUUCAACCCUUUUCAUUGAAGAUGGGGUGGCUUGUCUGUAAUUGUUUGUACAUGUGGGGUAGUAAGGAAGGGGUUUAGACUAUCUGUCGUAGGGCUUUUGAUCCAAUGUGAAUGUGACAAUGUAAAUGUGGUCAUGAGCAUAUGUACAAAUUCUAAUUUAUUUGAACCAGAAAAAAAUGAAUUCCUCGUCAAUACCUA